AUGAACUAUUCGGACGAUGACGAGGACUUGAAGCUGGCCGUGGCCCUAUCUAUGCAGCAAAGUCCUUCCGCCAUGCCGACAGACCAUACGAUUGUUGAUCUCACCUCGGACAACGUAGGUGACGAUGAUGACAGUGACGGUGAUGAUCUGAGACGGGCUAUAGCGCUAUCUCUGCAAGAGAACAUGUGCUCUUCAAAAUCGGAAACGCCUUCGGGUGCAGUCACCACCGGUGAGCAGUCGGCUUCUACCACCACCACCACAGAGUUGACUCAACAGAGGGGGAACUUGGUGUACAGCGCGGAACAGAAACCUGAAGCGGCUGGCUGGGAUCGUAAAGCCAUGGAAUUAGCGCGUCUUGCCCGGCUAGAGAAGCGAAAGCGAAAGCGCAGCCUCUCCACAGAGCGACCUUCCAAACAACGGCCGAGUGCGCCGGUACCUGAAGUGGUGAAAGGCAGCACCCCAAGCACCCAGUCACAGUCAGAUGCAGGGAUGCAGUACCCCAGAGGAGCCAUAAAGCGCACUUUUGCGACCAAGUUUCCACGCACCGACGACAUCACCCUUGAUGAGCUAGUCCAGGCGUCGACGGUCAACAUUGCAGUCAUCAGCUCCUUCCAAUGGGACGCGGAAUGGCUGGGCAGCAAAUUGAGUCACAACAAGGUCAAGCAGAUAUGGGUUAUGAAUGCCAAGGGUGCAGAUACCCAGGCACGCUGGAGACGCGAAUUGGCAGAGCAUGGCAUACCCAACUUGGUUGUCCACUUUCCGCCUAUGGACGGCGUGACGUUGAGUUCGCACAGCAAGUACAUGUUGAUGUUCAGCGACACCAAGCUGAGAGUCGUGGUCACUACAGCGAACAUGGAGAGAGAGUACUGGGGAGAAGUGAGAAACAAGUGGCAGCCUGGUGUUUUGGAGAAUUCAGUCUUUGUGAUUGACCUGCCUCGAAGGGCGGAUGGUAUUGUGGGGAGCAAGGAGGAGCUUACGCCAUUUGGAUACGAGCUGAUCUACUUCCUCGAGGCACAAAAGCUGGACCGAAGAGUAGUCGAGGGUGUGUUGAAGUUUGAUUUUUCUCAGACCAGGCAUCUUGCCUUUGUCCACUCCAUCGGUGGUACUUUUGACGGAUCAGCGUUGCACCCUACCGGCCUGCCAGGGCUAUCCAAAGCCAUGCGAGAUUUGCAUCUGGACAAGGUUGCGUCUCUUGAGCUGGACUAUGCUGCAUCCUCCCUAGGUGCGGUUGACGAUGGUCUGCUUCAGCGUAUCUACCUUGCCGCGCAAGGUCUGCCGUUCACCGCCGGUUCUGAUUCAACGGUACCAGCCAUUCAACAGAAGAUGCGCAUAUACUAUCCUACCAAGGAGACCAUUCAGGCCAGUAUUGGUGGUCCUGACUGCGCCGGGAUUGUUUCGUUGAAGAAGGAGCACUACAACCUGCCAACGUUUCCUGCAGCGUGUCUGCGCGACUACACAUCGACACGCACGGGCAUGAUCUCACAUAACAAGCUGCUGUUUGCGCGUGGACGACAUGUUGAUGGGACAGGGUUUGCGUGGGUCUACGUGGGGUCAGCGAACCUCUCUGGGUCGGCGUGGGGGUCGCAGAAGGUGCUGAAGAACGGAAAGAUGGGCAAGCUGAGCAUUCGAAAUUGGGAAUGCGGCGUGGUUGUGCCAGUGCCCAGAGAACAGAUGGAGGCCUUGGAGCUCGAAGAAGGCGGGGUCCCGGCUAUGCGUGUUUUCGAGGGGACAAUCGAGGUUCCCUUUCGGUAUCCAGGAGAGCGGUACGAGGGACGACUCCCGCAUCUUAUGGGUUCCUGA
Ascochyta rabiei is the source of this 1800-nucleotide messenger RNA. RefSeq lists its product as uncharacterized. Gene Ontology annotation, cellular component: nucleus. The transcript has 2 exons. Bases 1 to 1800 code for a protein of 599 amino acids. Gene Ontology annotation, molecular function: single-stranded DNA binding; double-stranded DNA binding; 3'-tyrosyl-DNA phosphodiesterase activity. Lineage: Eukaryota; Fungi; Ascomycota; Dothideomycetes; Pleosporales; Didymellaceae. Gene Ontology annotation, biological process: double-strand break repair; single strand break repair. The record is from RefSeq and is a predicted model, not a curated record.